CUUUCGCUCCGAUGGCGCUGCUUCCGUUGACAAUGCGCGCGUUGCGGCAAGUCCGCCGUGUAGCCAACUUCAAACCCGAGUCGGACUUGGCAUCUUGCCUCGAGCUUCAUGUGGUCGACGUGCCUGUGCCAAGGCAUGGGCAAGUACUGUUGAAAGUCGAAUGUGCUGCUGUGAACCCGUCCAACUUGGCAAUGUUGCAAGGGUUGUAUGCCGACUCUGGGUCGACGCCGUUGCCAGUGUUCACGGGCACGGAGGGAAGCGGCACGGUGGUCGCCUCGGGUGGCGGACUCUUGCCGUGGUGGCUUCAAGGCAAGCGCGUGGGAGCCCUCGUCCCGUCGGGGGGCAUGUGGGCCGAGUACGUCGUGGCCGACGCCUCGCUCUGCAUUCAACUCCCAGAAACGAUUUCGUUCGAAGUCGGCACGAGUUGUUUCGUGAACCCCCUCACGUGCUCGUCGUUUGUCCGCAUCGCUCAAUCCCGCCACGUCAAGGCCAUCGUCAACACCGCCGCGGCCUCGGCACUGGGCAAAAUGCUGGCUCGACAUGCCGCCGAGCACGACAUCCAAAUCAUCGGUGUUGUCCGCAACCAAGCUCAAGUAGACGCUUUGGCCGCGUGGGGCGUAAAGCACAUCGUCAACACGUCCGAGCCCCACUGGACCGACCAACUCACGCAAUUCUGCUCGAAACUCAACGCGACCGUCGGGUUUGAAUGUGUCGGGGGCGACCUGCCAGGCCAAGUGCAAGCGUGCAUGCCACCCAACUCGGAGCUGUUUGUGUACGGUAACCUCACUGGCGACCGGUGGGCCGCCAUGUCCCCCGGGGACCUGCGCUACAACAACAAGCGCAUCUCGGGGUUCUUCCUCUUUCGGUACCUUGAGGAGCAAGGCUGGCUUCGCACAUGGCGCAUGCGCCGCCAAGUUGCUCGAAAACUCUCGACGACGUUUCACACGGACGUUAGCGCGUCCCACGCACUCGACGAUGCCGUCGUCGCCAUUCAACACUAUGCCAACCACAUGACCAACAGCAAAAUCAUCCUCAAACCAUCCCAACACUAACUAGCUCAGACACACACUUGGACCAUAAUCUGGUCCGUGAACGAUGGUGGACUGACUGCUGCGAUCGAUAGAACAGCCACGUUGUGGAUCCUGCGUUACCUUGUACUGAGGUCGCACAGCCUGCCGCCACGUCAAGUGUACGUACCAUCAUGGGUCUUCAUCAGGGUAUGUAGUACGGGAAAAGAUAUGUUGUUGACCAGUAGUCGAACCAAUUUACUUCUAUUUAGUAGGAUUAAUACUACGUACUCAUAUAAUAUUUGCAGCCUUGUCGAGAGACGAUUACCAUUCGGAGCGGCAUAUUAGUUGUACCUGCAUACAAAACAUAAGAUAUAUAUGUGGCACAUCGAUUAAAUAAUUACUACUUGACGUACUUUGCA
Molecule: messenger RNA, 1429 nt
Organism: Aphanomyces astaci
Lineage: Eukaryota; Oomycota; Saprolegniomycetes; Saprolegniales; Verrucalvaceae
Exons: 2
Coding region: 12-1052 (346 amino acids)
Molecular function (GO): oxidoreductase activity
Source: RefSeq, a predicted model, not a curated record